AUGGACAGAGACCGCAACCAGCACACUGUCAGCACGGACAGAGACUGCAACCAGCGCACUGUCAGCACUGACAGAAACUGCAACCAGCGCACUGUCAGCACGGACAGAGACUGCAACCAGGACACCGUCAGCACGGAGAGAGACUUCAACCAGGACACUGUCAGCACGGACAGAAACAGCAGCCAGCACACUGUCAGCACGGACAGAGACCGCAACCAGCAAACUGUCAGCACUGACAGAGACCACAACCAACACACUGUCAGCACGGACAGAGACUGCAACCAGCACACUGUCAGCACGGACAGAGACUGCAACCAGCACACUGUCAGCACGGACAGAAACUGCAACCAGCACACUGUCAGCACUGACAGAGACUCCAACCAGCACACUGUCAGCACUGACAGAGACUAA
Pelobates cultripes (western spadefoot toad) is the source of this 411-nucleotide messenger RNA. The record is from the annotation of a GenBank genome assembly. Lineage: Eukaryota; Metazoa; Chordata; Amphibia; Anura; Pelobatidae.